AUGGCAAACCCUCGAGUUUUUUUCGAGAUCGCCAUCGGCGGACGGCCUGCAGGCCGCGUGGAAUUUGAAUUGUUCAAGUCCAUUGUUCCUCGGACAGUGGAAAAUUUCCGAGCAUUGUGCACGGGUGAGAAGGGAGUAGGUGUGUCGGGCAAGCCUCUAUGGUACAAGAACUCUACGUUCCACAGGAUUAUUCCGUCAUUCAUGUGCCAAGGAGGCGACUUUACGAGAUUCAAUGGAACUGGCGGCGAAAGCAUCUACGGCCGUACUUUCGCCGACGAGAACUUCAAGCUGAAGCAUUCAGAACCUUUCCUACUGUCCAUGGCGAACGCUGGCCCAAACACGAACGGUUCCCAGUUUUUCAUCACUACGGUCCCCUGUCCGUGGCUUGACGGAAAGCAUACGGUGUUUGGGAAGGUCACGAGCGGACAAGACGUCGUAAGGAUGAUGGAGAGCCAAGGGACAUCGUCCGGCAACGUGAAACAGGCAGUGGUCAUCACAGAUUGCGGAGAGUCCAAAUGA
Besnoitia besnoiti is the source of this 519-nucleotide messenger RNA. RefSeq names its product putative cyclophilin 1. Bases 1 to 519 code for a protein of 172 amino acids. Gene Ontology annotation, biological process: protein peptidyl-prolyl isomerization; protein folding. The record is from RefSeq and is a predicted model, not a curated record. Gene Ontology annotation, molecular function: peptidyl-prolyl cis-trans isomerase activity. The transcript has a single exon. Lineage: Eukaryota; Apicomplexa; Conoidasida; Eucoccidiorida; Sarcocystidae.